GAGAGAGAGAGAGGCUGACUGACACAGAGCGGAUUGAUAAGCAGUGGAGCGGAGUCUAGUCGAUGACCGGCAGGUAGGCAGCCCUCAGCCCCAGCAGCUCUCCGUCCUGUACCCGCUCUCGCUGCCCGGGGCACAUUAACACAUAGAGGACACGGAAUAGGAGGAGGAGGAGGAGGAGGAGGAGGAGGAGCAGGGUCAACCAUGGAGCUGUAGGGGACACGCUCAGAUGCCCGUGCGGAUUACCAGUGGAGGAGGAGUGCCGUUGAGGAGAAGAGCUCUGCAAUGAACAAGACCAAGAGGAAGCCCAAUGGAGAGAGCAGGAAGCUGGUCCAGCGGAGGAGGAACACAUGUCCCAGUCCUCAGGACAUCACCCGGGCCCUGCAGAGCCCCCGCUCGGCCCCCAGCGCCAGCGCCGCCAGCCUGGAUGAGCUCAUCCAGCGCUGCCUGAACUGCUUCGAUUCGGAGGGGAAGCUCUCCAGCCCCAGAGGGACCCAGCUGGUCCACAUGACCCUGAUGAUGCACAGUUGGGUGGUGCCGUCUCAGAUGUUCGCCCAGAAACUUCUCGCCCUUUAUAAGGACUGUCCCUCGGACAAGAGGGCGCCGAAGCGGGCACAGAUCUGCCAACUCAUCAGGCAGUGGAUCAGCCAGUUCCCGGCGGUGUUCGAGGCGGACCCCCUCCUUGAGCAGACCAUGGGGGACCUGUGGGCGCUGGUCCGCUCAGACGGAGAGCAGACGCACUCGCAGCUCAUCGACACCUCCUGCUUAGGCCCUCAUGUGAACAUAUUCCAGGCACCCUCGCCCUCUGUGAAGAAGAGGAAGGUGUCUCUGAUCUUCGACCACAUGGAGCCGCACGAGAUGGCCGAGCACCUCAGCUACCUGGAGUUCAAGAACUUCUGUAAUGUUUCAUUCCUGGACUACCGGAGCUACGUGGUGCGAGGCUCGGUGAGGGACAACCCCGCUCUGGAGCGCUCGGUCAUGAUGUGUAAUGGAGUGUCCCAGUGGGUCCAGCUGAUGAUCCUCAGCAGACACACGGCCCAGCAGAGAGCCCAGGUCUUCACUAAGUUCAUUCACGUGGCCCAGAAACUCCGAGCUCUGCAAAACUUUAACACUCUAAUGGCAGUGACUGGAGGCCUCUGUCACAGUUCCAUCUCCCGCCUCAAAGACACCUCCAACCUGCUGCCUCCUGACAUCACUAAGGCCCUGAGUGAGAUGACAGAGCUGCUCUCCUCGCGCAGCAACUACAUCAACUACCGGCGGAUUUACAACGUGUGCAAUGGCUUCAAGGUGCCCAUCCUGGGCGUCCACCUGAAGGACCUGAUCUCGCUGAACGAGGCCCUGCCGGACUACAUCAACGAGGACAAGAUCAACCUGAGCAAGCUGGAGCACCUGUACAGCAACAUCAGCGACCUGGUGGCCGUCCACAGCUGCACGCCGCCCUUCGAGGCCAACAAAGACCUUCUGCAUCUGCUCACGCUCUCUCUAGAUUUAUACUACACUGAGGAUGAGAUAUAUGAACUUUCGUACACCAAGGAGCCCAGGAACACCAAGAUCCAGCCCGUAGCUCCGGUUAAGGCACCCGUAGUGGCGGAGUGGGGUUCAGGGGUCACCCCCAGGCUCGACCCCAACACCAUCUCUAAACACGUCAAGCAGAUGGUGGAUUCCGUAAUGAAGAACUACGAGCAGAGCCAGGACGGUUACAUUGCACUGGAGGACUUUGAGAAAAUAGCAGCCAACUUCCCCUUCUCCUUCUGCACUCACGAAACUGACAGGGAGGGACAAAUCAGCCGUGAAGAAAUCACGUCUUACUUCAUGAGGGGAAUGUCUAUAUGUGCCAAGCUGGGCUUCAACUUCAAUGCACACAACUUCCAUGAAACCACGUAUAAACGGCCGACGUUUUGCGAGACGUGUGGAGGCUUUCUGUGGGGAGUCAUCAAGCAGGGCUACCACUGUAAAGACUGUGGGAUAAACUGUCACAAACACUGCAGAGAUCUGGUGGGAAUGGAGUGCUUGAAGAAGCACAAAAACACGACGGGGUCCUGCCCGUGCACCCCGGCCCCCAACUCAAGGAUCAAGGGUAACAGCUGGAGUUCAGAGGAGGAGGCCUUUGUUUUCCCCCAAAGCAACGAGACGGAAGACAGCGAGGGCGUGUCGGACUGCUCCACUCAGACCGAUCCUGGAGUGUGGACGCCGGAGAAGAAGGACAAGAGGGGAAACCACCACAACUCUCUAGUGCAUGCAUCGCCGGAGAGAAGGGCCAACACACUGCCACACAGAACCCGAGGCUGCUCCAUGCCUGUCUCCUUCCUGCAGGAGAAGAUGGAGGAGCUGCAUCUCCACAAAGACAAGAGCAGAGAGCCGGACUGAGCGCUCUGACUGCCAACAUUCCCCCCCCCCCAUCAUGGACAAAAAACGCCCAGACACCACCAACGUUUUCUGACACUCGCUGCCUCUGACUGGUGUUGGACUGAUGACAUUUACUGGCCAUUCGCAUCAGAACGCCGGCAAUUAUGUGUAUAGACUCCCUCGUGUUUCAAGUUCGAUUAUGACGUGUUAUUUUAUUUUUGUCAGUCUUGUGAGUUCGGCUGAAUGUUUAGGCUUCAAGCACCGAUUGUCCUGCUGUAAUUUAUGAACACCUCUGUUUUUUUUUUAGAACAGGUGCCUUUGUUCUCUGGUGCUAAGACUCAACCUCAAUCCAUUAGGUCAUUUAUGACCCCAGACAGGAGUUUCCCGGUCCUAUUUACACAUCACACAUCCAGGGUAGGAAAUAAACACUAACCGUUGAAAUUGUCACUUUGGCAGCUAUAUGACAACUCUGCUCAUGGAUUUGGAAAGUAAGCCAGCAAGACAUUUUUUUUUAGAAUUUCUAUUUGUUUGGCUUAGUGUCAGGUGAUUUGAAGAUAUAACAUGAGACAACUUGUCGACCAGUAGAUAUCGCUAUACUGUGUAUGAGGUAUCUACUCCUUUAUUAUCUCUGGUUACAUCAGGCCAGACAAUUUAGUAAAUCACUGAAGUCCUUUAAGGGCAAUAAGGGAUUUACAGCAUUUUAGCAUGUGAUUAUAAUAUAUGAUGAUAUAUGACUUUAUUCAUGUCACCCAUAGUGGAAUUUAAUUCAUAAACCACCCUAGCUAGCAGUGGAACAUGUUCAUUUCCUGCCCUGUCAACAGUUUGACUUUCUAACAGUUCAACAGGACUGCACUGGAACGUUACGGCUUGUUUUAAGCUAAAUGCUCGUUUGUUUCAUCUUUUGUCUACAAUGUCGAUCUUGUUGAAAAUAAGAAAGAUACACCAGCAAUGAUAAAUCCUGCAGUUUGUGUUGUUUGAGUUCACUUGCAGAGCAAAAAAAAAAACAAGACAUUAACAUCUCCAGGCGUAUACAAUUGCAUUUAUUGUAUAAAGACAAGAAAGACAGCUCGGGUAACGGGUCAUUAUCUGAUUUUCAUUUUCAGGUAGAAAAAAAAAACGAGUUCGACAACUGGAUUUAACUACAUGACUCAAUGAACAGCAAUCACAAAGGGAUUAAAAAAAAAAAAAACUGCACAUACAUCUACUCAGUGGCAAAAUAUUCAAAGACGAAUUAAACGCUUAAAUACUACAGUAUCAACACCUAUAAAAAAAAAAUCUUCCAUAAUGUUUGAAGUCUAUUGGGAGUAAAUAAAACAUGCUCACUUGGAAACUGAAAAAUAAAGAGCAAAGACAUAGGAGAGGGUGGGGAAGGUAAAAAGCAUGCAUUUUGUUCUUUGUUAAGCUUCUCAAAACAAGCAAAUUUAUUUAGGCCUUGCUGAAUUUUUUCUGCCCCGUCACGUUUUCACACUAUCGCAUCCGAGAAAUAUACAAUAACCUCUUUAAUCUGUAGGAAAUGUGGAGCCCACAUUAAAUGCAUAAUAGAUAACAUUCAUUAGAUGUUCUGAUACCUAUCAUCUACCACCUCACGGUCACUGCGUAGAGUAAGACUUCAUUCAGUAAAAAAAGAAAAGAAACUACAAACUGGUGACAGUUUGUGCGUACAUUGAUUGGUGAGGAAUGAAGGCUGCUGUGUUAACCCAGACAGAGACAGUUAUGGUUGGAGAUUUAAUGUGAGACUGUACAAAAAUUGGAUUCGCUGCAGAGGUCAGUUUAGGACACAGGUGGACGCAGGUACAGAUGCAGACCGGAGCUACUGAGAACCAGAUGAGCCUUGGCUGCCCUGUCCAGGGUAGCCGCCGUACUGGCUGUAAUACUGGUUCCACUGGUUCUGGUUCUGGUAGUACUGCUGCCACUGCUGAGCGUACUGGAGGGAGAAACAGAAAGCAAGCGCAGCGGUGAGGGCAAGUUCGCAUUUAUUUCCAUUUCUGUAAACAUUACGGAAGACUUGGAAUUCAAAUACGACAGCAUUUUACAUUAAUCAGAGUAUAUGCAGCACAUGCAUAUUAACAGGAAUAUUAGUGGAAUAUUCAUUUUUAUGAGCCAUGUUAAUAGCUCAGAAGGAAUGUGGAGUUUUCCACAAUUGGGGCAUAAAACAGAAUCUUUUAAGCAUGUAAAAGUAGUCGGUGUAAACAGGGUUAUCAAGCCAACUGGGGUUCUAGCAACGUAGCCUAGAGCUGAUCCACAGGCCCACUGACGGCUCCCCAACUCCCCCAAAUGAGUGUGAGGCCUUCACUACCUGCUGAUAUUGCUGGUUGUAGCUCUGUUGCUGCUGCUGCUGUUGAGGCUGAGGCUGCUGCUGUGGUGCCUGCUGC
Molecule: messenger RNA, 4715 nt
Organism: Anarrhichthys ocellatus (wolf-eel)
Lineage: Eukaryota; Metazoa; Chordata; Actinopteri; Perciformes; Anarhichadidae
Gene: rasgrp4
Product: RAS guanyl releasing protein 4
Exons: 17
Coding region: 283-2364 (693 amino acids)
Biological process (GO): Ras protein signal transduction
Cellular component (GO): plasma membrane
Molecular function (GO): guanyl-nucleotide exchange factor activity
Source: RefSeq, a predicted model, not a curated record